UGUCCUGUGAGUGGCUGUAGAGAUGUGGGAAUCUUGGGGUUGUUUACGGCUGGCGGUAGACAGGAUCUGGGCAAGAAACGGUGAACCCGUGAGUAGAGGACAAGAUGCGGGCGGAAGCGAGUGUCCGGCACAGCCCCGCACCCGGCGGGCUCGCCACUCUCCCGGGUGUAUUCGGCGGCGGGACGCGGACGCGGACGCGGACGUGGACGUGGGCGGCUGGUUCGCGAUUCGGUUUCUGGCGUGGUGGAAACUCAGUUCUCAGCACUGAACUGUGAACCUACCUAAAACCGAAACUCAAUUCUCAGCACUGAACCCUGAAUCUGCCAGAACCUUAAGCACACUUUUAAUACUUCUGAUUCACCAACCUGCUGCUUUCUUAACCAGAGCAAAACCUGUAGAGGAGGCAUUCCUGAAAACUCAGUUCCCAACAAGAAAAUCUGUACACCUGCCUGAAGCCUGAAACCCAUCUUGAACACCUCUGAUUCAUCCCACCUGCUGCUUUCUUAACCAGGGAAACAACUGUAAAGGAGGUAAUCGAGAAAAAGGGAGAGAGGGAAGGAGAGAGAACGGGUGCACCAGAGCCUCUAGCCUCUACAACGAACUCCAGACACAUGCACCCCUCCUCUUGUGCAUCUGCUUAUUUCGGUCCAGCAGAAUCAUAUCUGGGACCUUUGGCUUUGCAGAAAAUGUCUGCUGAAGAUCGAGAAGCUCAGGAGGAUGAGUUGCUGGUCCUGGAGAGUAUUUAUGAUGCAGAUGAGUUCAGAAAAGCAGAGUCUGUCCAAGGUGGAGAAACCAGGAUCUACUUGGAUUUGCCACAAAAUUUCAAGGUAUUUGUGAGCAAUAGUUCAAAUGAGUGCCCUGCCCUUGGGAGAGAUUUUGAACACACCAUUUGCUAUCUGCCACCGCUUGUGCUGAACUUUGAACUGCCCCCAGAUUACCCAUCCUCCUCUCCACCUUCCUUCACACUUACUAGCAAAUGGCUGUCACCAGCUCAGCUCUCUGCUCUCUGCCAGCACUUAGACAACCUAUGGGAAGAACACCGAGGCAGUGUGGUGCUGUUCUCAUGGCUGCAGUUUCUUAAGACGGAGACCCUCGAGUACCUGAAUAUCGUCUCUCCUUUUGAGCUCAAGAUGGGGUCUCAGAACAAAGUCCAGAGAAGGGUGGCUGAAGCCUCUUCCAACACAGAGCUGGAUUUAGGAGGAGCUGCUGGAUCUGAUGUUGAGCAAGAGGAGGCUGUAGAUGAGAGGGCUGUGCAGGAUGUGGAGUCAUUGUCAAGUCUGAUCCAGAACAUCUUGGACUUUGACCAAGCUCAGCAGACAAAAUGCUUUAAUAGUAAAUUGUUCCUGUGCAAUAUCUGCUUUUGUGAGAAGCUGGGUAGCAAAUGCAUGUGCUUCUUGGAUUGCAAACACGUGUAUUGUAGAGCCUGCCUGAAGGACUAUUUUGAAAUCCAGAUCAGAGAUGGCCAAGUUCAAAGCCUCAACUGCCCAGAACCCAAGUGUCCUUCAGUGGCCACUCCUGGUCAGGUCAAGGAGCUGGUGGAAGCAGAGUCAUUCGCCCGUUACGACCGCCUUCUCCUCCAGUCUACCUUGGAUAUGAUGCCAGAUGUCGUGUACUGCCCCCGCCCGUGCUGCCAGCUGCCUGUGAUGCAAGAGCCUGGCUGUACCAUGGGCAUCUGCCCCAGUUGCAGUUUUGCCUUCUGUACCUUGUGCAGAUUGACCUACCAUGCGAUGGCUCCAUGUAAGGUAGAUGCAGACAAAUUAAAAGAGUUACGCAAAGAAUACCUGCAAGCAGAUGAGGCCAAUAAAAGAUUAUUGGAACAGAGGUAUGGUAAGAGAGUGAUUCAGAAGGCCUUGGAAGAGAUGAGAAGUAAAACGUGGCUGGAUAAUAACUCAAAGAGCUGCCCUUCUUGCGGGACUCCUAUACAGAAGUCAGAUGGAUGUAACAAGAUGUUAUGUCCUGGCUGUAAACAUUAUUUCUGCUGGAUCUGCAUGGGAUCUCUCUCUCGAGCAAACCCUUACAAACAUUUCACUGAUCCUAGUUCUCCAUGCUUUAGCAGAUUGUUCCAGGGUAUGGUUUUUGAGGAUGAUAAUUAGCGUGGAUGAAACUGAUCACUAGUUAACUUUUGCUCAUGAUAGGGAAGUGGAAUGUUUCAUUAAACAAGUGCACAAAGAAACCUUGCAAGACAAUGAGGGCACCAUGCAUUCACUCUUCCUGUGUAGAAGACAAGGAGGAACAGGUUUAUAUUUCCUGGUGACACUACUGAUAAGACACAUUCACACACUUUUCCACAUCACAUACAAUUACAAGACCAAGUUCAGACACUGAAAACUAUAGAAUAGAGAAUAUUGUAAUAUAUCCAAAUCUUUGAAUAAAUAUUUUCUUCAUCAAUCUUUAGCUAAAACUUAGGGUCUGGUUAAAUUUACAAAAGUGGGUCCAAGAACAAUCCCUUGGAGACAUUCUUAAGGAGCUGGAGUGAGUCAAGGCCUUAUUAAAAUUGUAGUGGGAGUCUGCUCUCAUUCACUACAUGUUGUUCACAUUCCUUCCAACCUAAAGUUCUGCUGUUGGUUCUCUUUGGAGAGACGUUUUUACUCUGUGACUGUGUCCCAGUGUCAUUUUGAUUUGGUUUUCAGAAUUGAUAUGUUUAAUACUUAAGAUGUUUUUGAUGUAUAAUAUUUUUGACCCUAUGGGUCACUUGAUGUUCUGCCUGAUUUUUCGGUUUUGAGCUAAAUCUAGAUUUUAGUGAUUGUGGCUCAGAAGAGUUUGCUGUUGUGCUUUCCUGGGGAGUGGAGCUUUGACUCCAGCUUGUCUUUGUUCCUGUUUGUUCUGCAUUUUCUCCUUUUACCUCCUUCACACCUUCUGUUGACAAGCACAGUUUUAGACUUAAUUCCAUAGACAAACUCUUUCAUUUGCUGCUGUCAUAUGAGAAAUCAUUGUAUAUUCUUAGUCUGAAUGUGUUUAAAAAAAGUUUUUGUUUUUGUUUUUGUUCAUGUUGCACUACUGAUCAGAAAACUCAUACAUUUUUUCCACUUCAUAUAAACUUAUGAGGCAAGGAUUCAGCCAUUGGAAUCUAUAGAAUAGAAAAUAUUAUAAUAUUCCCAAAUCUUUGAACAGUUGAAUAUUCUCUUAUUCAAUCUUUAGUAAAACUCAGUGUCCAGUUAAAUAUAAAAAGCUUUGUCCAAGAAUCCUUGGAGAUGUUCUGUUGGAGUUGUAGUGAGUUGAAUCUUUACUAAAAUUGUGCUGGGAGCCUGAUCUCAUUCACUCCAUGUUGUUCACAUUCCUUCCAACCUAAUUUUUUUCCUUAUUUAAAUUUAUUUAUUAGAGAGCGAGAGGGAGGGGGAGAGAGAAAGAGAAUGGGCCUGUUAGGCCUUUCAGCCACUGCAAACAAACUCCUGACACAUGCGCUCCC
Molecule: messenger RNA, 3406 nt
Organism: Jaculus jaculus (lesser Egyptian jerboa)
Lineage: Eukaryota; Metazoa; Chordata; Mammalia; Rodentia; Dipodidae
Product: E3 ubiquitin-protein ligase RNF14-like
Exons: 6
Coding region: 612-2093 (493 amino acids)
Biological process (GO): protein polyubiquitination; ubiquitin-dependent protein catabolic process; positive regulation of proteasomal ubiquitin-dependent protein catabolic process
Cellular component (GO): cytoplasm; ubiquitin ligase complex
Molecular function (GO): ubiquitin protein ligase activity; ubiquitin conjugating enzyme binding; zinc ion binding
Source: RefSeq, a predicted model, not a curated record